ACUACCUAUGGUCAGACAGUAACUUUCUCGUGCAGUGUAGGAUAUCAGAUAUUUGGUGCUGAGCAAGCCACGUGCAUGGCUGAUGGGAGUUGGAGUACCACCUCACCUUUGUGCCAGAUAACAAAUCGUAUAUUUCAGACUGCGGAGGAUUACCUAACCCAGAAAAUGGUUUGGUGUCAGCCAGCCAGACCACAUUUGGUCAGGUGGCUACCUAUGAAUGUAAGCUAGGAUACACUAUGUCGGGAACCAGCAGUCGUAUUUGUCAACCAGAUGGUUCCUGGUCAGGCAGAGAGCCGAGCUGUUCACCAAGAGACUGUGGACAAUUGUUUAACUCGAUCAAUGGUUUCGUCAACGUUUCUAUGGGAACCACGUUUGGUAGUGUGGCUACAUACAGUUGUAGAGAGGGAUACAGUCUUGUAGGGCAGGGAACCAGCCAGUGUAAUUAUACUGGUACCUGGAAUCCCCCUGUGACUCCCACUUGUGUUGUCAUUGACUGUGGCAUACUGGUGGACCCCCAGUUUGGUUCAGUGGCACUAUCUCAGGGUACGAGGUUUAAGAGUUUAGCUACAUACAGGUGUGAUACAGGGUAUGAGCUCAGAGGACCAACAUCUAGAGAAUGUCUCUCUACAGGCAAAUGGAGCAAUGUACAAUCACAGACAUCAUGUUCUAGAGUUGACUGCAGUGAACUACAAGCUCCUAUCAAUGGUAUUAUUACUUAUACAGCUGGAACCAGUCUUGGUAGCCAGGCAAUAUUUGACUGUGAUCACGGUUUCUAUAUGACUGGCUCCAAUAUCUCUCUGUGUUCGGAGGGAUCAUGGACCCAUACAACACCAUUAUGCACUUUACAAGACUGUGGCUCUAUAGCACAGCCAGUUGAUGGUUCUGUGUCUUUGACAAAUGGAACAGUGUUUAACAGCAUUGCAGAGUUUACAUGUAACACUGGCUAUAGAUUGUCUGGUCCAAGGAUGAGAACAUGUUCUGACAGCGGGAAAUGGAAACCAAAACAAGGAACCAAAUGCUUGUUAUAUGACUGUGGAAUGUUGCAAAAUCCUGUAAAUGGCAAUGUAGAUCAGUCAUCAGGAACUACGUACGGACAAACUGUACAGUUCUCGUGCAGUGUGGGAUAUGAAAUAUUUGGAAGCAGUCAAGCGAUAUGCAUGGCAGAUGGAACAUGGAGUAAUGCAGCACCACUUUGCCAAGUUACAGAUUGUGGUGGUCUGUCGAGCCCUGAUAAUGGUUUGGUGUCAGCCAGUCAGACGACAUUUGGUCAGGUUGCUACCUAUACCUGUGCUGAGGGAUAUAGCUUGUCGGGAACCAGCAGUCGUAUUUGUCAGCCAGAUGGUUCCUGGUCCAGUUCACCACCACUUUGUUUGGUGAAAGAUUGUGGAUCACUCCCUGACCCAGUAUUUGGGAGAGUAGAAUACAGUAGUUCAUUGUAUGGUAGUGUAGCAGUCUACAGAUGUGAUGUUGGAUACAGUUUGCAAGGUGUGUCUGGUAGAAAUUGUGCAGCAGACGGGCGCUGGUCAGGUACCACACCUACAUGUAUAACUAUUGAUUGUGGAACAUUGUCAUCUAUACGGUUUGGUUCCUAUAAACCACCUCAGAGAAAUGUAUAUGGUACCACAGUUACUAUCAGCUGUGAUACAGGGUACAGGCUCAAUGGUAAUGCUACAGUCACAUGUCUUCAAACCAGCCAGUGGAGUCCAUUACCUUCUUGUGUGAUAAGAGACUGUGGGGAUCUAUCCAGACCAGAUAAUGGACUGGUUUCACUACCAGGAGGGACAACAUAUGGACAGACAGCUUUAUUCUCCUGUCAGACUGGUUACCUGCCCACGGGACCAACAGAGCUACAAUGCACGGAAGAUGGUAUCUGGAAUGGUUCCCCACCUGCCUGUCAACAUGCAGAUUGUGGAAUUCUCAGUGACCCAAUGAAUGGUGGUGUGACUAUAAGUGGGACGAAAUUUGGGGCCUAUGCCACCUAUGUCUGUGAUGCAGGGCACCAGAUAACUGGUUCCCCUAGCAGACUGUGUCAGGAAGAUGGAACAUGGAGUGGUUCCUCACCCUCCUGUAUAGUCAGAGACUGUGGCCAGUUGACUGCACCAGCCAGAGGAAAUGUGUCUGUACCAUCUGGAACUACAUAUGGAAAUAUCGCUAAGUUCUCGUGCAACGAAAAAUAUGAUUUAGUUGGAUUAUCAGCUGUAGUUUGUCGAGCGGAUGGCACAUGGAGUGCUCAACCACCAGUUUGUACACUUAAAGAUGGACUGAUUUCAAAAGACCUCACAAUAAGGUUAAAUAUGACAGCACCUCCAGGCCUUACUCUCUCUAACCCAUUUACUUACAAUGCAUACCAGUUGGAAGUUAAAACAGUGCUUACACAACACUAUGGGACAAUUAUGAAAGAUGGCAUUGUGGAUAUCAUCGUAAACUCACUUCAGUUGGGUAGUUUGAUAGUUGACUACACAGUGGUUUUACAAGACAGUGAAGGAGCUGUGAAGGAUUUUACUGAAGCGUCACUGAGACUUGCCCUGGGAUCUACACUCGAGGUGUUCAACGAGAAUCUUGGUGUGAACAGAAUGACUGUGGAUGACAGUUUAGUGAACCUACUUUCAUUGUCAGCGGAGGAACUAGCUUGUAGAUUAUUCCUUGAAAUGUCCGGUCCAUGUCAGACUGGAUAUAUAUGUACAUUGGUUGCUAACAGUCCAGAAUGUAGACCAGAUCCCAGUACAGAUUGUGGGAUUCCAGCCAAUCCAUCCAACGGGGCAGUAGAUUACUCCCGUGGUACACUGUUUGGAGAUACAGUUAUAUACACGUGUAACUCUGGUUAUACAUUAGUAGGUCAUAAUACACGUACAUGUCAGGGCGGCGGGAACUGGGCACCUGAUGCCCCUACAUGUUCUCUUACAGAUUGUGGAACAUUGAGUGACCUUGCGAAUGGUUUAGUUGUAUUUGGUGGCACUGUGAUUGGACAGACAGCGUUUUACAGCUGUAAUCCUGGAUACAGUCUAAUUGGUGCUUCUGUGGUCACCUGUCAGCUAGACGGUACCUGGAGUAACCCACCCCCUACAUGUAGGAUUACAGGGUGUGGUGGUUUAUCCAAUCCAUUACAUGGAACAGUAACGGUAUCGACUGAUGGUAGUGUAGCACAGUAUACCUGUCAGACUGGUUUUUAUUUGACUGGUGACAGUCUGAGAACAUGUCUGGUUUCCAAACUGUGGAGUGGAAGUGCUCCUACAUGUCGGGCUGUAGAAUGUUUUAAUCUACCAGAUCCUCUGAAUGGUAGAGUAGAUAUAACUGGUACAUCUUAUGGCAGCACAGCGACAUACCAUUGUACAAGGGUAGGGUACAAAAUGUCAGGCCCUGAUACACGGGUGUGUGGACAGGAUGGACAGUGGUCUGGAAAUGCCCCAAGCUGUGAUAUUAUUGAGUGUGAUGUUUUGCCACCAUUACCCAGUGGUAAUAUAGAUAUGCUAGACAGAACAUACGGACAGACGGUGUCUUUUACAUGUAACCAGGGCUACAUACUGCAAGGUGCUCAAACAUUGACAUGCAUGGCAUCUGGCUGGAGUGGUACACCUCCGAUAUGCAGAUCAUCUGGUGACUGUGGAUCAUUAGACAAUCCAAUGUAUGGCUAUGUUACAUUUAGUCUUGGUACCGCAUUUUUGUCCAAGGCAACAUUUUCAUGUUAUGUGGGGUAUAAGCUGACUGGAAGUACAGAACGUGUUUGUCAAGCAGAUAAUACUUGGAGUGGAACGCCCACAACCUGCAUUCUUGUUGAUUGUGGUCAGCCUGUCAGUUCCGAUGGAGGAAGAGUUACAUAUACAAGUGGCACCACCUAUGGCAGAGUGGCAACAUAUACCUGUAACUCUGGCUAUGAUUUGAUUGGUCCAGCUACAGUCACAUGUCAGAACAACGGUACAUGGACUUACAAACCUAUUUGCAGAGCUAAAGAUUGUGGUUCCCCGCCUAAUCCAUUGAAUGGACUGGUAGAUAUUGUGGCUGGUACCACGUUUGGUUCCACUGCUGUGUACACAUGUAACCCAGGAUACUACCGACAGGGAGCCAGUGCAAGGACUUGCCUAGCAACAGGAUACUGGGAUAAUCUUGUACCAACCUGUGUUGUUAGAGAUUGUGGACCUCUCGCCACGCCUACACAUGGAGUAGUGAAUGUGCCUUUGGGAACAACGUAUGGACAGACAGCUACAUACUAUUGUAACCCUGGUUACACGUUGUCUGGUACUGCAAGUAGACAAUGUGCCGUAGAUGGGUUAUGGACCGGUUUCUCUCCUGUAUGUAUUGGAGUUGUAUGUGGAAGUCUCAGCCGUCCAGGCAAUGGACAGGUGUCUUUAUCUCAAGGUUUAGGAGUCGGGUCAGUUGCUACAUAUACAUGUAAUCCAGGGUAUGUUCUUAGUCCAGCUAAUAACGCAGCAAGGACAUGUAAGAUGAAUGGCACCUGGACUGGUACACCACCUGUAUGUAUCUUCAUAGACUGUGGCAGUUUAUCAGCACCUAUGUUUGGUGAAAUUGUGAUAGAUCAGACAACAUUUGGACACAAGGCCUUGUACACAUGUAACCAAGGUUACAUGAUGUCUGGUUCUAAGGAGAGAAGGUGUAAUACAGAUGGAUACUGGAGUGGAACCCGGCCUGUGUGCACAGUCACAGAUUGUGGAUCACUGAAUCACCCAGACAAUGGCAAGGUGAUGAUGCCAGAGGGAACACUAUUUGGUCAUACAGCUGUGUAUAAAUGUAACUCUGGUUACACAUUGAAAAACUACUACAAGAGAACCUGUCAGUCAAAUGGAACAUGGUCUGGGGCGGCACCUUCGUGUGAGUCGUCCAGAGAGUUUGCUCUGGCUGUAGGACUAGGAGUUGGCCUCACAGGUUUUGUUAUUCUAGUAAUGGUUAUUGUACUCAUAGUGGUCAUACUGUACAGACGCAACCAUUCAAAGCACUAUGGGAGAAUGUCUAGGAUGUAUACAUUCCCACGACCAGUUACGGUUCCUCCGCCUCUACCAGUGAAGAUCAACACAGGGCCGACAAUGUUUGUUCCAUUUUAUAAUGGCCCAGCAGUAGUUGAUGAUGAUAGCAACAUCUCAGAUAGACAUACAACAUGGAGAUCACGAAAAGCCGACUAUGGUGAUCCAGCAAAUCCAUUGUACUACAACACAACUAUGCCAGGAGCAGAAUAUUAUUCAUUUCACAGAUAGACCAAUGAAAGCUUCCUACAGUUGCCCUAGAACACCAUCGUAACAUGUAUGUAACUGUCACAGAGUAAUCAGCAGUGUGAAAUGGAAACAUCAAGCUUGUAUACAUGAUGAAUAAAAUUUAAUAAAAAGCUAUGCAGCUUGUUUAAACCAGAAACAUUUGCUAUAAAGUUUGAUAAAAAGGGACGGCAGUUGUGUGAACCAGAAACAGCCAACUUGUAUACAUGAUACCAAUAUAGUGCUAAAUUGUGCUUCCACCAGUUUUUGAAGAAAGUCUAUAACAUAUAGUUACUGGUAUGACAUUUUUGAGUGUUCUGUUAAUUUAUUUAGUGUUUUUUGACAGAUUAUAUAUUUCUACAAAAUAUU
Messenger RNA from Mercenaria mercenaria, 5567 nucleotides. RefSeq names its product sushi, von Willebrand factor type A, EGF and pentraxin domain-containing protein 1-like. The transcript has 34 exons. Lineage: Eukaryota; Metazoa; Mollusca; Bivalvia; Venerida; Veneridae. The record is from RefSeq and is a predicted model, not a curated record. Bases 237 to 5204 code for a protein of 1655 amino acids.